Malaclemys terrapin pileata is the source of this 1374-nucleotide messenger RNA. RefSeq names its product antigen-presenting glycoprotein CD1d-like. Gene Ontology annotation, biological process: antigen processing and presentation, endogenous lipid antigen via MHC class Ib; antigen processing and presentation, exogenous lipid antigen via MHC class Ib; immune response. The record is from RefSeq and is a predicted model, not a curated record. The transcript has 6 exons. The coding region runs from base 1 to 1047 and encodes 348 amino acids. Gene Ontology annotation, molecular function: exogenous lipid antigen binding; endogenous lipid antigen binding; lipopeptide binding. Lineage: Eukaryota; Metazoa; Chordata; Testudines; Emydidae. Gene Ontology annotation, cellular component: external side of plasma membrane.
AUGCUGCUCCCUCUGCUGCUCCUGCCCUGGGCAUGGGGGGCUCUGGACGCCUCCCCUCCUGUCCCCACAGAGUCUCUCACUCUCCGGCUGCUCCAAACCAUCAUCUUCCACAAUGCCAGCUCCACGGACAUGCAGGGGACGGCCCUGCUGGGCGACCUGGAGACUCACUCCCUGGACUGCAGGACCUGCAAGGUCCGCUUCCUGCAGCCCUGGGCCCAGCAGGGCCUGACCCCGAAGCAGUGGCAGGACCUGGAGAAGUUGAUCUAUAACAAUCUGUCCAACUUCAUCCGUAUGGUGAACGAUCUGGUUGAGGAUGAAGGAGAGGGCUACCCCUUUGUUACCCAGUUCAGCGAGGGCUGCGAGCUCCACCCCAAUGGCACUUCCAGGGGAUUCUGUGAUGCUGGGAUGAACGGCGAGGACUUUGUCAUCUUUGACACAGACAGCGGCAAAUGGGUCGCUCGCCAGGGGGAUAAACUGACUCUCAAAGCCCAGGAGAUUCUUAACUACAACCGGGUUGUGGCCAUCACGCUUCAGUUUCUCCUGAGAAUGACGUGUGUCAAUCUGAUCAAGAGCUUUGUCCAGCAUGGGAAAGAGUCUCUGGAGAGGCAAGAGCGGCCGGUCGCCGUGGUGUUUGCCCGAGCGCCUCCCCCAGCCGGGACCCCCGCGCCGGUACUGCUGGUUUGCCGGGUCACCGGUUUCUACCCCCGGCCCAUCCGCGUGGCCUGGCUGCAGGACGGGGAGGAGGUGGGGCCGGGCGGGCGGCUGAACUCCAGCGGGAUCCUGCCCAACGCGGACCUGACCUACCAGCUGCGCAGCUCCCUGGCCGUGGGGCCGGGCGCCGGGCACAGCUACGCCUGCCGGGUGCAGCACAGCAGCCUGGGGGGCCGGAGCCUGCUGAUCCCCUGGGAGCAGAGCAGGCCCUGGGGCCCCGGCCUGGUCGUGGGCAUCACCCUGGGGGUUGUGGCCGUAGCCGCCGUGGCCGUGGUGCUGUGGCGGAGCAGACGCAGGGGCUACCAGGAUGUUGGACCAGGGGAGUCCAGGCCCUGAGGGAGCGGCACCGGCCCCAGACCCAGCAUGGGGAUCGGCCCCUCUCCUGGGGACACGGACCUUGGGGCUGGAUCUGUGCUCGGCUCCAGAGCUCAGGGCCCCAAGGGCAGGACUGGAUCGGGGCCCUGGGAGAUCGGGGCCCGGGGUGGGAUUCUCCUCCCUCUGGACGUUGGGGGCACAUUGGACACUUGGGGCACUGUGGGAUCGCUGGGGUCCAGGAUCCACAGGGAGCCGGCGCUGGCCUGUGCCGUUCAAUAAACCCUUCAGGGAGGGGCUGCCCAGUGGACCCCACCGGGGGCUGUAGGAGCCAGGGUCUGGGUGCAGGGG